UGGAGGCAGCGAAGAGGAUGUGUGCGUCUCUUCAAACGGGCUUGAUUGCGUGUUUGCUAAUGUUUUGAACGAGGGUGGAUUUCUUACACUUUAAAACGUCCAAGAUCACACCUUCUACUGAAUUGAAUGCUUACGAGUCCCGAUCAUUCUGAUGGAAUUAUGUUGACAAUUCUGUAAUAUCAUUUAUUCUGCAAAUAUCUUUGAUCGCGACCAGAGAAGAAGACACUAUUAGCUUGCUCUAAUUAUAACGUUGUUACUUUAGGCUCCUUAUUCAGUAUAUGCUACUACUGUCAACUGGAAUACACAAAGGAACAAGGUGGAAUAGUUUUUCUUCGUCCUAUUUCUGUUCUGCAACCCACAGAAGACCUGCUGUUGUAGGCCUAUGUGUUUCAAGUAAUGGAAGAGAGGUGUUUCAUUUUUUGACAAUCAAAUGUCAUAGUCAAAACGUACAGGACCGAGAGGGUGAGUGAGAUUGCCUAGCAGUAGCAGCGAUGUCUCAACUGUACUACAGGAGGACAGACAACUCCUCCUACAGGGACCGGAUCCCUCUGAGGAUUGUCAGGGCCGAGUCUGAACUGUCUGGCCUGGAAAGGAACUACCUGGGAGCAGUGGAGAAAGGAGACUAUGCCUCGGUCAAACAGGCUCUAGAGGAGGCAGAGAUAUACUUCCGGAUCAACAUUAACUGUAUAGACCCUUUGGGCCGCACAGCCCUGCUGAUUGCUAUAGAGAAUGAGAACCUGGAGAUUAUAGAGCUGCUGCUCACCUAUAACGUGUACGUUGGUGAUGCUCUCCUACACGCCAUCCGUAAAGAGGUGGUGGGGGCCGUGGAACUGCUGCUCAACCACAAGAAGCCCAGCGGGGAGAAACAGGUUCCUCCCAUCCUAUUGGACAAGCAGUUCUCUGACUUCACUCCUGACAUCACACCCAUCAUCCUAGCAGCUCACACCAACAACUAUGAGAUCAUCAAACUGCUGGUGCAGAAGGGGGUGUCUGUGCCCCAGCCACAUGAGGUGCGCUGUAACUGCAUGGAGUGUGUGUCCAGCUCUGAUGUGGAUAGUCUUCGUCACUCCCGCUCACGUCUCAACAUCUACAAGGCCCUGGCCAGCCCAUCACUCAUAGCCCUCUCCAGUGAAGACCCUUUCCUCACAGCCUUCCAGCUCUCCUGGGAACUGCAGGAACUCAGCAAGGUGGAGAAUGAGUUUAUGUCGGAGUAUGAGGAGUUAUCUCAGCAGUGUAAACAGUUUGCCAAGGACCUGUUGGACCAAACCAGAAGUUCCAGAGAACUAGAGCUGAUCCUGAACUACAGAGAUGACAUCAACCCUCUACUGGAUGAGAACACCAACGAUCUGGCCAGACUCAAACUGGCCAUCAAAUACACACAGAAAGAGUUUGUAGCCCAGCCUAACUGUCAGCAGCUGCUUGCGUCACGUUGGUACGAUGAGUUCCCUGGGUGGAGGCGUCGUCACUGGGCAGGGAAGUUCCUAACCUGUGUCUUCAUCGGCCUCCUCUUCCCCCUCUUCUCCCUCUGCUACCUGGUCUCUCCUAAGAGCCGCUAUGGACACUUCAUCAGGCAACCCUUCAUCAAGUUUAUCUGCCACACAACAUCGUAUCUCACCUUCCUGUUCCUCCUGCUGCUGGCCUCCCAGCACAUCGUCUCUACAGACCCCAACAGACAGGGGCCGACUCCUACUGUGGUGGAAUGGAUGAUACUGCCCUGGGUACUGGGCUUCAUCUGGACAGAGAUUAAACAGAUGUGGGAUGGAGGGUUCCAGGACUACAUCCAUGACUGGUGGAACCUCAUGGACUUUGUUAUGAACUCUCUGUACCUGGCUACCAUUUCUCUGAAGAUCGUUGCCUAUGUCAAGUACAGUGGCUUCAGGGCCAGGAACGAAUGGCAGAUGUGGCAUCCUACCUUGGUAGCAGAGGCUGUGUUUGCCAUCGCUAACAUCUUCAGCUCCCUCCGCCUCAUCUCUCUGUUUACAGCUAACUCCCACCUGGGACCUCUACAGAUUUCUCUGGGCAGGAUGCUGCUGGACAUCCUUAAGUUCCUGUUCAUCUACUGCCUGGUGCUCCUGGCCUUCGCUAACGGGCUCAACCAGCUCUACUUCUACUACGAGACAGACGAGGGACUGAAGGGAUGCAAGGGCAUCCGCUGCGAAACACAGAACAACGCUUUCUCAACGUUGUUUGAGACACUCCAGUCUUUGUUCUGGUCUAUCUUUGGGUUGAUCAGUCUGUAUGUGACCAACGUGGAGGCAGACCACCAGUUCACAGAGUUCGUAGGGGCCACCAUGUUCGGAACCUAUAAUGUCAUCUCUCUGGUGGUUCUACUCAACAUGCUGAUCGCCAUGAUGAACAACUCAUACCAACACAUCGCUGAUCAUGCAGACAUUGAGUGGAAGUUUGCAAGAACCAAGUUGUGGAUGAGUUACUUUGAAGAGGGAGGGACUCUACCUUCUCCAUUCAACAUCAUCCCGAGCCCCAAGUCAAUCUGGUACUUCAUCUGCUGGAUCAGGAAACACAUCUUCAAGAUCACCAGGGCCAAGAAAACAGAAACAUUUGGAACCAUAGGGAGACGGGCUGCUAUAAAUGUAAGAAUAAACCACCAGUAUCAGGAGGUUUUGAGGAACCUGGUGAAGAGAUAUGUGGCAGCCAUGAUCAGAGAUGCCAAGACAGAGGAAGGACUGACUGAGGAGAACUUUAAGGAGCUGAAGCAGGACAUCUCCAGCUUUAGGUAUGAGGUCCUGGGGAUGAUGAAGGGGAAGGUGGGGCCUGGGGGUGGGGGUGGGGGCGUGGCUAUAGCAGGAAGUAAACCCAGUGAAGUGGCAGGGGCCUCCAGUCUGGUCUACCCUGACCACUCCUUCAAGUACUCCCCCAAGUUCCCCCCGGCCACGCUUAAGACCAACAUGUUUCACGUCACCACAUCCAUGCUCCAGCAGAGGGCAGCCCCCUCCUCCACCUCCUCGUCCACAUCCCCUUCCACCUCUCAGGGCUUGAACCGACUGGUCAACGGCUCUGUGGUACCGUCUUGGACCUCCACUGAAACCUCCUCCAUCCCCACCUCCUCCACUUCCAUCUCCUCUCCCUCCUCCACUCCCUCCAUCAACGACGGACUGGCCAGGAAAGAUAUCUGUGACUUUGGGCUCUACUCUGUGUCUGAGGAGAUGGGGGAGGCUGACCUGGAGGAUCUGGACUGUGAUGGAGAGAAGGAGGAGCAGGGUGGAGCGAGGGAGAUGACGUGUACAGAGAAGGAAGAAAACGAAGAGAGGGGAGAGUGA
Messenger RNA from Oncorhynchus gorbuscha (pink salmon), 3278 nucleotides. Its product is annotated as short transient receptor potential channel 4-like. Gene Ontology annotation, biological process: calcium ion transmembrane transport; manganese ion transport; regulation of cytosolic calcium ion concentration. The record is from RefSeq and is a predicted model, not a curated record. Gene Ontology annotation, molecular function: protein binding; inositol 1,4,5 trisphosphate binding; store-operated calcium channel activity. NCBI's taxonomy places the organism in Eukaryota, Metazoa, Chordata, Actinopteri, Salmoniformes, Salmonidae. The transcript is spliced from 16 exons. The coding region runs from base 492 to 3278 and encodes 928 amino acids. Gene Ontology annotation, cellular component: membrane; cation channel complex.